Messenger RNA from Menidia menidia (Atlantic silverside), 489 nucleotides. The record is from the annotation of a GenBank genome assembly. NCBI's taxonomy places the organism in Eukaryota, Metazoa, Chordata, Actinopteri, Atheriniformes, Atherinopsidae.
CUGACUAACCAGACGAUUCUCUGGGCUGCAGAUGGCAUCGGUGUGGAGGGGAUGGUGGUGCACAGAGCCGAGUGCCGGCCCGCCGCCUCCGACAGCUACAUGAAGAUUAAAAGGCUGCAGAUUGACUCCGCCAAGCCGCAGCGCCUGUCGCAGCAGCUGGAUAAAGCCAUCACGACCAUCUUCAAGCCGGUGGCUAACCACGAUUUCAACGUGGAUUAUGACAAGAAGAAGAAGUCCGAGGGGAAGAUGGUGCGAGCUGAGCGGCAGGUCGUGCUGGACAUGCUGUUUUCUGCCUUUGAGAAACACCAGUAUUACAGCUUCAAGGACCUGGUGGACAUCACCAAACAGCCCGUGACGUACCUUAAAGAGAUCAUGAGGGAGAUUGGAACGUGCAACCGCAAGGGAGCGCACAAAAGCACCUGGGAGCUGAAGCCGGAGUACCGCCACUACCGCUCUGCCGAGGAAGAGGAGGAGCUGCAGGGCCUUUAG